AUGAACUCUAUGUUCUCGUCUCAUAUCCGUGAACACGGGAGCAUACCGUGGGAUGACAACUAUAUGAAAAUUAGCUCCGGCUACGAUCUCCGCAAACAGCAGUCGUUGCGCUCGCCUUUUUGGCCAUGUCAUCCCUCCUCUGAACUUCCAAGUACGGACCUGCACACUCUGGAGAUCAGCAGCAAGAUAUUGCGCGAUGAGGAAACUUUACUCCAAUACAUGACCUCUGACACACGGGCACUUGCAUCGGUCUUUACUGUCUUCAAUCUUAAAGCCUCCCUUGAGGCACUCAAGACCGCUCAAUGUAGCAAGACGUCCAUGGUAGUGAUCAGGCGUUGCACUAUUACGCUGCCUGCUGAGCAUUAUGAGCAUUUGCUUGAGCUCUCUGACGAAGCAGAGUCCUGUUUUGGGCGGCUGAAUUGGUACGGGGAGGGCAACGCACGAACCUUCACGACAAGGUACGGCCAGUACUGCAUUACUGGAAGAACUCGUCAAUCCACAUUCUUUGCCGUGAGCACCUACUCGGCCGAUACAAAGCAGGAACUCGACCGGUUUGCCAGUACGCUUUCGGCGGACUUCAGCGGAAAGGCGGUGUCCGUCGAAGCUGCAUCUUCCUUCGAGAUGGGUUCAUCCCACACAUCCGAUAGCAUCAGGGAAACGCAUGAAAUCGUCGUCGUUGGAUGCGGUUCGCGGAACUUGCAACACCGGCUCCACACAAUCGAUAUUCAGAAAGCUUGGGUCGACUUCCUUGAGCACUACACGCCCAUACCAGUCCUGGCGCACAUUACGCACUAUGCCAAUAUUGACAUCAGAAUCAAACAUCCAGAAGGGUCGCUGUCUAUCACAGAAGACUUUCGGAAUGCGGCUGAGCUUGCCCAGCUUCUCCAGAUUGCCGCUCGAUCCAAUCGUCUGGUCGGCGCUCGAGCCCUAGAGAUAUCCGUCCAGUCGACGAUUUUGAAGCUGGCUGAUCUACACGUAUACGCCGAAGAUGAUGACGAGGCCCUUCAACAAUGCGUGGCGACUCUAACGAACGUCCGAGAAGAGCUAAGAGGAGUGUGGGAUCGACGGCGAAAGCUGGCAAAGAUGAUGACUGAAACAGAAGGCCAAACCGAGAAGUGGAAGUUAAACAAAUGA
This is a messenger RNA of Alternaria arborescens, 1134 nucleotides long. RefSeq lists its product as hypothetical. Lineage: Eukaryota; Fungi; Ascomycota; Dothideomycetes; Pleosporales; Pleosporaceae. The coding region runs from base 1 to 1134 and encodes 377 amino acids. The transcript has 2 exons. The record is from RefSeq and is a predicted model, not a curated record.